AUAUGCAUGGUGCCUACUCUGCAGAUCGGCUGCUGAGACACAGAGCCAUGAGCCACCCCAGACACAUGGGCAAGAUAAAGAAGCGGCUGGAGGACAUCAAGAACCAGUCCCUGAAGUCGACAAAAGCAGAUUUCAGCCACAACGAAAGCAUCAGAUUGGCCACGGACGCUUUCCUGGACGGUGGGACAGACUCGUACCUGCAGACUUUAAGCAAAGAGGGAGAGGUGGAUUUCCUCUCCUCGGUGGAAGCUCGCUACAUCAAGGAGAACGCCCGGGAGUCCUACUAUGCACAGGAAUCCCCCACGGAUGGGGCGGCCGCACAAAGGCAGAACGAUGGCGGCUCCCUGCCUUCGGGGACGUACUUCCCCACCAUUUCCGACAGCAGCGAGCCCGCUCUGCUGCACACAUGGAUUACAGCGGAGAAGCCCUAUUUAAAGGAAAAGUCCACGGCCACUGUGUACUUCCAGACCGAGAAGAACAGCAACAUCAGAGACAUCAUACGCCGGUACAUCAACAAGACCACGCAGGUGCUGGCUAUCGUGAUGGAUGUAUUCACCGACACUGAGAUCCUUUGUGACCUCCUGGAGGCAGCCAACAAGCGCAUGGUGUUUGUCUACCUGCUGCUGGACCAUGGCAAUAUAAAUCUCUUCUCAGAGAUGUGCGACAAGCUGCAGAUUGCUGAGGAUCUCUUCAAGAAUAUCUCAGUCCGCAGUGUUACUGGAGAGGUGUACUGUGCCAAAUCAGGCAGGAAAUUUUCAGGACAAAUACAAGAAAAGUUUCUUAUCUCUGACUGGAGAUACGUUCUCUCUGGAUCCUACAGCUUCACAUGGUUAUGUGGCCAGGUUCACCGCAACCUCCUCUCCAAGUUCACUGGUCAAGUUGUAGAGCUGUUUGAUGAGGAGUUCCGCCACCUCUAUGCGCUGUCCAAGCCAGUGAGGGGACCCAAGUCUCCACCACGCACCAUGCCCUUCCUCUUCAGCCAGAGCUGGGCCCUGCCACGCAGCCUCCCUGACAGUGACGAGGGAAGUGCUAACACUCUUUCAGACCCCUUGAGCAGCCUCUCAACUGGAAGCAACCAUCAGGCCAAGCAAACCCCAAGAACUCUCAUAUUCAGCAGCAAUUUCACCCCCCAGUCACCUCUGCAUCGAGUUAAUUCCUUCCACAGUUUUGUCUCAUUCACACCAUCCCCAGCACAGCAGACCAUCCAGGCUAACUUCUAUCAGCCGCACUACGUGGCUGAUAGCUCCACAGCUCUUUAUAACAACAUGAACAUUUACCGACCUGUAAGGGUUAGACAAGAGGAACCAAACAGGACAGGCUUAAGCUCACCCUGGAGAUGCCUCCAUAAAGGUAACCUGUUUGCAUAAUCACCACCUUGCUUUGAGUUGCAAGUAAACGUAGUGAGGACCUGUUUAGCAAUCGCUUGUACACUGACGACUACAGAAAUUCUGCAUAAUACAAAAUAAGGAUGAUUUCA
Molecule: messenger RNA, 1477 nt
Organism: Gallus gallus (chicken)
Lineage: Eukaryota; Metazoa; Chordata; Aves; Galliformes; Phasianidae
Gene: FAM83A
Product: family with sequence similarity 83 member A
Exons: 4
Coding region: 3-1367 (454 amino acids)
Biological process (GO): epidermal growth factor receptor signaling pathway
Source: RefSeq, a predicted model, not a curated record